AUGAAACAUUUGACAAACCUUGUGAGGAAAUCUAACAUAUUAUCUUCCCAAUGGCGGCAGAUGUCGUCAUCGGUUGAUAAAGAAGAGAUAAAACGCUUCAGUGAUCUUGCUGAGCACUGGAGAGAUGAAGAAGGGCCAUUCAAAGCUCUUCAUUCCUUAAACAAACUUCGAAUUCCUUGGAUCCUGAAGAACCACUCGAAUAGAGAUGGCACGUUAUUAGAUGUAGGGUGUGGUGGAGGAAUUUUAUCUGUGCCACUUGCGAGAUGUGGGUAUAAUGUCACUGGUAUUGAUGCUGCUGAAGAUGGUGUUGUCGCUGCUAAAAGAUACAUGAGUUAUCCGAGCAUACAAAAUUCUGGUCUAGCUUCUCGUCUAAAAUACAACUGCACCACAAUAGAAGAGUUCGCCCGAAGCAAUGAGAAAGGUUUCGACGUGGUUGUCGCUUCUGAAAUUCUCGAACAUGUGGCAGAUAUUGAUUCCUUUGUUGAAUCUUGUGCAAGAGCGACCAAAACUGGAGGCUCUCUGUUUUUCACCACAAUCAAUCGAACCUUAAUGAGUAAAGUUGCCGCUAUCUGGUUAGCUGAAGAUAUACUAAGAGUCGUUCCACAAGGUGUGCAUGAAUGGGAAAAGUUCGUAAAACCCAGCGAACUGACGGACUGCUUAGAUCGAUACGGCUGUCGCGUGAAAUCGGUUGGUGGAUUUACUUAUAAUUUACUCAAAAACGAAUGGGAUUGGACGGCCAAUAGUUUAGUCAAUUAUGCUCUCGUAGCUGAAAAAAUCGAAUAA
Messenger RNA from Auanema sp. JU1783, 783 nucleotides. The record is from the annotation of a GenBank genome assembly. Lineage: Eukaryota; Metazoa; Nematoda; Chromadorea; Rhabditida; Rhabditidae.